AAAUUCGUAAUAAUUUCGCACAUGUUAUGAACGAAAGAGAACAAAUCAUAUCAGAAUAUGAUAUGAAUAAUAGCGGUGUUAAUAAUUCCAUACAAAAUUUCACGACCUCUUCAGAUGAAAAUAUUACAUCAGAAAAUUCAUAUAAUAAGCAUCCUGGAAGCGAUUCUGAUAUUAUUGAAGACCCUGUAGUUCCCAAAAGUAAUGAGCCAAAAAAACCUACAACUGGUAUAUUGUAUGACAUUGAUGCAUUGAAACGUCAUGCCGAAAUGGUGUCUCGAUAUUCAAGUAACAAAAGGGAACAAUCUACAUCAUCAAGUCAAAGUUCGCAAUUAGUACGUACAGAAUCUAUAUCAUCAUCAUCAUUAGAUAAGAAAUCAUCCAAAGACAAUAUAAUAGGAAGCGCACAGGAUAUUAUUACAACUAAUGAUGAACAAGAAAUGAUUGCACCAAAACUUGUAUUGGAAAUACCAAAUUCAAAUACAAAUUCGCAAACAUCGCCGCCAGUGCAACCAGUACAACCUGAAAAUAAUAAUAAAUCAUUAACGAAUGAACCAGAAAGUAUACCAAGCAGCCCACCACCUUCACCUUAUAGUCCUGUUAGCUUGAUAUCACCAUUUAGUGAUGCACCAUCCGGAAGGGGCUCGCCACCACCAAUAUCUCCAAGAAAUCCACUAAGAAAUUCAAGUUAUGAAAAGAGACUUCAGAAAAAAAUGAUAGUUAAGCGAAAUGAUAGUACUGGAAGUAAUCAUAGUUCUGGUAGUGAUGACAAACAUGACAAACAUGAUUCUAGGGAUUCAGGAACUUCUUCGAAAUUCAU
This is a messenger RNA of Racocetra persica, 817 nucleotides long. Lineage: Eukaryota; Fungi; Glomeromycota; Glomeromycetes; Diversisporales; Gigasporaceae. The record is from the annotation of a GenBank genome assembly.